GUCUCUGAAGUUUAACCUCAUAUACAGGUAGUGUCAUCCUGUAAAAACAAAUUUUGCCAGGAGUUUCAACAGAUACAGCACCGUAGCAAAGUCCUACUCUUUCUAUUCACAUUACGCCAAAGUCAGAUUCUUACUCGGAGCAACACAAGUACACUGCUGUAUCUACCUUAGGGCUCUGUGAUACUUCUGGAGCACCAUGGCCAGGACCUCCCUGCAAGUCUGUGCUUUGCUCCUUGCUAUCUCUGGAAUGACUUGCAUCCUUGUAUCUACUGUGUCCACCAGAUGGAGAGUCUCCAGUACUGCAGGCACCAUUAUUACCGCCACCUCUAUAUUUGAGGGUCUGUGGAUGAACUGUAUCGCCACCUCCUCAGGGUCUGUGCAGUGCAAAAGGUUCUCAUCCAUGUUCAGCCUGGCCAUUCACAUCCAAGUAUGCAGAGCUUUGAUGAUCAUUUCGCUUGUUCUGGGGCUAAUGUCCUGUAUAGUGUCAAUUUUUGGCUUAAAGUGUACCAAGUUUGGAACCAGUAAUGAGCAGACAAAGGGGAAGAUUGCACUCUCUGGAGGACUCAUCUUCAUUUUAGCAGGGCUUUUAACUUUAACGGCAGUCUCAUGGUACGCAGCCAUGAUCACGGCCCAGUUCUUUGAUCCUCUGUACCUUGGGACAAAGUAUGAGCUUGGAUCUGCACUGUAUAUCGGAUGGGCCGCAUCUCUGCUUUCCAUACUCGGUGGAUCCUUCUUGUGCUGUUCAUUCAAGAAAAAGAAACCAGCAACCAAAGCAGGAGCCUAUAAGUACAACUACCAGGAUCCAGACAGUGAUUUCAAGCAGUUCAAAGAGAGAAAAGAAACAUCGGUGGCUUCCAAGGCUUAUGUGUAACCCGUUAGCUAGAUGGGACUACACCACAAACGGAGCAUGAUUGUAAUCAAAUGUUCUUUUUUCUAAAAUUAUUUUUUUUAAGUGAAAAUAUUUGUUUUUUCUAUUAAAGAUGUAAGAAUUGAGGUUGAUACUGUAAACCCAGGAUGUCUAACCAUUGUGUGCUGAAAGUGAUCUGACACCAGUAAACUGUGCCGCUUCCUUGUGUCAUUAUA
Molecule: messenger RNA, 1083 nt
Organism: Xenopus tropicalis (tropical clawed frog)
Lineage: Eukaryota; Metazoa; Chordata; Amphibia; Anura; Pipidae
Gene: cldn15.2
Product: claudin 15, gene 2
Exons: 6
Coding region: 197-871 (224 amino acids)
Cellular component (GO): plasma membrane; bicellular tight junction; membrane
Molecular function (GO): structural molecule activity
Source: RefSeq, a predicted model, not a curated record